GCCAACCUGUUGAAGUGACAGGUGACAGCUAAAAUGGAGGUGUGUUGAUAUUAUAAUUUGAUCUCGUAUUUUGCAUUUUCUUUUCCUUCUACUACUAAUUAAAUUAAGUCACGAUGAGUAAUCACCACAACAAUGGCUCAAGAGCGGGCGAAACGGAACAGAUGGCGCCUUCGCAGUGUCUCAAGGUUUUUAUACAAAGGGAUUAUAGUGAAGGGACAGUAGUGAAAUUCCAGACUAGGUUUCCGCAGGAGUUAGACGGCAGGUUAGAAAGGCAAGCGUUCGAGGCCACUAUCAAUAGACUGAAUAGCUAUUUCGCAGAGGCAGAAAACGCCACUUGCUCCACGUACUGCGAGGGUUGUUUGGCUUGUCUCACUGCCUAUUUAAUUUAUAUUUGUAAGGAAACUCAUUAUGAAAAGUGUCUCAAAAAAGUGUCAAAGUUUGUAGCGGAACAAAACCAGACUGUAUACGAACCAAGAGGUCUAAAAUUGACAGACCCCAGCAUGCGAGGACUGAGAGUGAUAGAAAUAAGUUGUCUAGAUAGGCCCCCAAACGCAUGACUUACAUUGUCGCACUCCACCCAGGAGUUUUUUAUGUAAGAUGAAAAAAAGAAAAUUUUGUCAACAAUCCUAUAUCUACUGUUUAGACUGCUGUAUUUUUAGUUGGACAAAGUGAUAAUCGUUUGAUUCGCUAAUAAGCAAUAUUCGACGGUUCUUCCAUUUUUUUCGGGUCAAAAUUGCGUGCAUUUUCGUUUCGUUGUUGUCCAACUCAAAAAUCAAAAUACAAUCUCCCUAUGUAUUGUGAAAAGGGUGUUGUAAAAAAAGAAUAAAUGUUUUCAUGUUUUCCAAAUUAAGUAGAACGUUAUUUUCGGGUAUGUUCCGUUGUGGAAUUUCGAUCACCACACGCGAAUGACGUGACGCGAGCACUAUUUUCGCUGUAAAAGUUUUUUGAGUGGUGUGAUGCGUACUUUGUGUAUUGAACAAAUGACGAGCACUCAGUGGCGGGCGGGCGGUAUUAUUUGCGCGUACGUUGGAAAAAUAUUGGCUCGGUUACGCCACUGGUGCCAGAGAGAUUUUUCAUUUGGGUGGUGCUAUUAUUCUACUAUUGUGUUACUUUGUCUAAGUAAGUCCGAUGUAUUGUGUUAAGUGGUUACUAAUAUGUUUAUAAUUAUUUUUAUACUUGUAAAUGGUUUUUAUUAUGUGUAUGUUAUUAUUUAUUACUUAACAGUUUUUUUGGAAAUUCUAAUAAAUAUUUUGUCUAUU
Messenger RNA from Zophobas morio, 1259 nucleotides. RefSeq names its product golgin subfamily A member 7. The record is from RefSeq and is a predicted model, not a curated record. Gene Ontology annotation, biological process: protein targeting to membrane; peptidyl-L-cysteine S-palmitoylation. The transcript is spliced from 3 exons. NCBI's taxonomy places the organism in Eukaryota, Metazoa, Arthropoda, Insecta, Coleoptera, Tenebrionidae. Bases 114 to 557 code for a protein of 147 amino acids. Gene Ontology annotation, cellular component: palmitoyltransferase complex.